Molecule: messenger RNA, 8862 nt
Organism: Bicyclus anynana (squinting bush brown)
Lineage: Eukaryota; Metazoa; Arthropoda; Insecta; Lepidoptera; Nymphalidae
Gene: OdsH
Product: homeobox protein unc-4-like
Exons: 4
Coding region: 209-1252 (347 amino acids)
Biological process (GO): regulation of DNA-templated transcription
Molecular function (GO): sequence-specific double-stranded DNA binding; DNA-binding transcription factor activity, RNA polymerase II-specific
Source: RefSeq, a predicted model, not a curated record
CGUCCUGCGCGCCAUCUCAGUGCCGGGCGACCGAGCCGCCGGAGCACACUUUCGGAUACGCGAUGUGUGAUAUAUCAAAAGUAUCAAACUGACUGAGUGACAGUGACUAAGGAGUUUUGGUGUUGAUUGUACCUUGACUGCUGAGAAUGCGCGUCGUUCGUAGUGUUGUCGGUUGUCGAUAGUCAAGAUAUCGAGUGGAAAUCGGACCAUGGUGUUGGAAGGCGGGCUGCCGGCGCCCCUGCAGCUGUACGCGGCGGCGGCGGCGGGCCUGGCGCCGCGGCCAGCUUGGCCCCCCUUCCUGCCGUUCUUUGGAGUGCCUCCCCCGUUCCUGGCGCGUCCCCGGCUGCCGCACCCGCUGCCGACGCGCGCGCCGCACGGACCUCCCAGUGAGGAUUCUAAUGAAGACGGAGGGAGCAGUAAAGGUGGUCUCGGAGACGACGACGGUGACAGCGGCAAGAGGAGACGAUCUCGGACGAACUUCAACUCGUGGCAGCUGGAAGAGCUGGAGCGAGCCUUCCUCGCGUCCCAUUACCCUGAUGUGUUCAUGAGGGAGGCGCUAGCGAUGCGGCUGGACCUUAAAGAAAGUCGAGUAGCUGUCUGGUUCCAGAACCGGCGCGCAAAAUGGCGUAAAAAGGAGCACACGAAGAAGGGCCCGGGCCGGCCUGCGCACAACGCGCACCCGCAGAGCUGCUCCGGCGAGCCCAUCCCUCCUCACGAGCUCCGCGCCAGGGAGAGGGCGAGAAGAAGAAAGAAGCUGGCAAAAGCAUUAGAGAGGCAAGCGAGGAAGCUGCGAGCGAAAGGCAUCGCUGUAGACUUGGAAGCAUUAAAAGCAGAAUACUUAGCACAACACAGAAACAGUGGACUGUACUCUGAUUCAGAUGGAGAUAUAGACGGCGAAGAUCUGAUGAUAGAUGUGGUUGGAGGCGACUCGUGUCACGACUCCGGUCCAGAAGACUUCUCGCUAUCUGGCAGACUUCGCGCGCCAUCUGGAACGGACGCUAUCAACAAUUCAGAUAGUUCCACAUCAGAUGGACAUUCUGCGAGGAAUUUCAGCCCCCUACCAGAUCCUCAGUCGUCCUUCUUCAAGCAAUUCAGCACAGCGGCGGCGAAUUUCGACAAAUUCGACUUCGACUCCGGUAGGGCGGUGUCUUUAGACCUUAGUGGCAGUUCGAACACAGAUCCGAACUUAUCCAAAAACGGGGGAACACGAAAACACAAUCCGUUCAGUAUAGAAUCACUACUUAACACGUGAAAAUGACUUUCCCUAGAAUUAGAUGUGCCUAUAGAGGCUCCUGGAUCUAAUUUUCUCAGACACUCGAAUACCUGACCGGCGUUCCGUGAAAAUGUUCCUUUGCUUUAAAAUAAUAAUUGAAUUAUAAUAAGUUGUAAUCAUCUACGGUAUAGGUAAAUUAUUUUCACCUGGCGCUUACACACAUUCACACGACUGUUUGUGGUGUCUAUAAAUAAGCCCAACAAAUUCUGUUGAAUGACAAGAGAGUUAAUUACUGUCCCAAAAAAAGACAUGCUGUAUAUUAAACUGAGAACAAAAUAAUGGUCGAAACUUUAGAAGAAAAAAGUAUGUCUCUCUUGCUCAUAAGACUCUAUUCUUGUCCGGAAAGACCAUCAGUUUUAACUGAAAAGUGUUAUCUAAUCGAAAUUUCAAUCAAAACGACGAUCUAACUGAACAGUUUGACUUUGCAGUUAAAACCGCAGGUCCUUAGCAGUAGGUAGUUGGAGAGCCGAAGAGGGAACUUUUGCAGUUACUCGAGCACGGCAGUUGACAUAAGAGACGUUGUUGAGUAUGAACAAGUAUGAGCUCUUAAUAUUGGUGGGUACGUUUAGACAACCAAAAAAUAAAGUAACUUCAAAAUACUGGAUAAGGAUAAAAUGGCAAUGGAUUAGUUUUUGGCUAAUAGGUGACCGUAACGUAAUGGAAUGGAAUGGUUCCAAAAUUACAAAAUAAAACCCUUAUAUUUCAGUAUCCGAGCCAGAAGCGCGGUUAUUUUAUUAUUACAAAAAAAUAUAUACUUAAUUGUUUAUAUUUUCUAUCAUCUUAUCUAUUAAAUGUAAACGGUCCCCAUGACGCUUUAGUAACUGCAAAUUUAGCAUCCCGGGCUCCCCUUCUACAUACAGUAAGAUUUUGCAUUAUGCGAUUCUAUAGAAACUGCCACCAGCGCAAUUUACGUAUGUUUGUAAGCGUUAGGUUGAAAUAAUUUAAAUAUAAUAAGACUUAAUAGGUACCAGUUUACAUAUCCCUCUGUAAAUAUUAGAUAGGAUUUGUAUUAUAUUAUAGUUUGUAGUGUAAAUAGUAUCUAGGUAUAAUUAUAUUUAUUUUCCUCUUGUUAACAUGUUUUUUUUAUUUAUUUGUGGGGCAAUAACAUAAAAAUUAAAUAUUCGUUGAUCUUUUUUUAUUUUAUUACUUAAAACAUUAUAUUAUUAAACAGAGAAUGUAUUAAAACAUGUAGAUCAUUGUCUAUAUUGUUCUUAAGUCAGCUAUUGACGGUCAAUUAUUCUCACGUUUCUGCAAACGGCAAACGGCAGCGAAGACGUGUCAUAAGUCGAGCCGUCAUGCACGCAGCGACCAAUACACGAUCAGUUAUAGUCGUGGGUGCUGAAGAAACGUGAGAAUAAUUGAUCGUCAGUGGCGUGCAUUAUGUAUCUUCUUAUUAGAACCGUGUUGAUCUGAUAAUCUUCUCUAUUAUUUAUAUUAUAUUAAACAUUAUGUUCAAGUUCAGUCAAAUGUUCUUAACGAAAUCUUGAAACUUCAAGUCAAAUUAAAUUAAAAACAAAAUAUUAAAGUAGAUGUUUAAUAUUGUUUUUAAUAUUUACAAAUUGUUGCCUUCGACUUUGUCCGCAUAAAAUUUGGUAUUUUCUUCGGCUAACAAAAUAAUAAUUGUUAUAAAUUUUACACGUAUCAUAUUAAAUUUUUCAUCAAAAAGUUACUUUUUGCUUAAAACCCUUAUUAAUUGUAGAUUCAAAAUGGAAACUGGAACUGGAGUAAUUACGAUUACUAAAUAAAAAUAAGUUAUGAUUAUUAAAUAACUUUCCUUUUCUUUGAAUUGUAGUUCUUAUUUUACACUAAAAUUUCGGCCUUGCGCUUAAUUAAAUCUAUUAUAUUCGUUUUAGAUCCCAGUUGAUAGGUACUAGGCCGUAAAUGAUUUAUUUCAUGCAAUUUAAUUUACAAGUACCUACCUAACUAAGGUCCUAUCCACAUUACAUAAAGCUAUUAAGCUGCUACACAGUUUCAGAUUGGGUGAAACUAUAACAAUUGAUUGAAUGCAAGAAUACAUUGUAUACCAACCUUAGCCAUGCCUUGGAGUUUUGUUAUUCAUCUGGUUUUGCACUAAAGUAUUUUAGCUGUGUAUAUUUCAACUCCGAACAAUGUAUACCAUAAGUAACUUUUGCAUUUAAAAGUUUACGUUAAUACAAGUAAGUUACCGAUUUCGAAUUAUCAAUUUCAUUAUGUAACAUCCUAAAAAGCAGCAAUAUUAGAAUAGCGCACAUUUUUUGCAUAUAUACCUACCUACCAUCCAGUACCUGUACCUACCAUCGAUCUCUAUUAAAAAGUAGAUGCACAUUCAGCGACCAAAAGACGUCCUCACUCAAUGAGUGCCAAGCACAACUUCUUGGCACUCAAUUCAAGUAGUCGCAAUUGCAAAUUCAACCUUAACCAACUCAAUGCUUAAGGUUGUAUUUGCUCUGAAUUUGGGAUUUUAUUGAAUACUAGCUGACGACGCAUGGUUUCACUCGCGUGGUUUCCAUUUUCGUAGGAAUAUGGGGAUAAUAUAUAGCCUAUAGCCUUCCUCGAUAAAUAGGCUAUCUAACACAGAAAUAAUUUUUGAAGUCGGGCAAGUAGUUCCUAAGAUUAGUGCAUUCAAUCAAACAAACAAACUCUUCAGCUUUAUAAUAUUAGUAUAGAUUGAACUAUAUUUAAAGGCCUUUAGGUAUAAUUUUCUUUACUAAUAAUUCUAAAACUGUCAAAGCAAAAUUGGCCAGGUUUUAAGUGAAAUUUUCUACAUAAUUGUGCGUCCUUUUAUUAAAAGAGGUCAAUGGUACCUACCGCUAAUUUAAAAAUACACACACUAUCCACAAAAAGACUAAAAUGGCGGUUAAUAAAAGUAAGUUACGUUAAUUAAGUAGCAGAAAACUGUUGUCCAUUGUAAAUCUAAAUGAGAGCAAAUAAACUCCAGUCUCCGCGUAUUAACUUUUUUAUUUCACAACAAUUACACUCACAGUCCGUGUAAAGGCUUACAUUAAGUAGCGAACUAAGCAACUUUGUCCCAUUAGCACAAGCGCACAAUUAAGUUAAUUGUCGCCAUUAUGUACAUGAUAAUUUCUCAACGCGCCACUCACCGCGGUAUACUCAUAGCUGACUGCAUAAAUUGUCCUUUUAUUCUGCUGAAUGAUGUAAUUGCUACUGCAUUGCUGUCUUCUUAUUCCUUGAAUAAAGAAAAAGAUCAAAGUGGGCGUUGUUCUACUACUAAGCUACUUAACAAACUACUUACUCAUCAUUUAGUUGAAUAGUAUUUUUGUUGUCGGAUGAUGUGUUUGCUAAUUAAUGCACUGGUGUCUUCUUUCUCUUUGUCACACCUGCAAAGAAUGAAAUUAAUCAGGUUUCCCAAUAAACUCUACGUCGUAGAUGUUAUUACUGCUGAAUGAUAUGUUUGCUACUGCAUUGCUGUCUUCUUGUUCCUUGUUACACUUGUAAAGAAUGAAAAAUAUCAAAUUGCGCGUUGUUCUUUUGUUUUGUUCUACUACUAAGCUACUUAACAAAGUACUUACUCAUGACUUAGUUGAAUAGUAUUUUUGUUGUCGGAUGAUGUGUUUGCUAAUAUACUAGUGUCUUCUUUCUCUUUGUCGCACCUGCAAAGAAUGAAAUUAAUCAGGUUUCCCAAUAAACUCUACGUCGUAGAUGUUAUAACUGCUGAAUGAUAUGUUUGCUAUAACUGCAUUGCUAAAUCCGCCAAUCAAUAGUGUAAAUUUUUGAUGUAAUUAUUGCCAGAGCUACUUAAUACACUACUAAGUUAUCAUUGCGUCGACUACAAAUUUUUCCUUCAAAAAUCAAAAUCAAAAUUCAUUUAUUUCAAGUAGGCUCAGCUUACAAGCACUUUUGAUACGUCAGUUGACUAUUUGUAACGAUUCUACCACCGGUUCGGAAGGCUGGUUCUGCUGAGAAGAAACCGGCAAGAAUUUUGACAGUUGCUCUUUUUAAAAAUUCAUACAAUAAUUAUUACUAAUUUACAAUUGAUGACAACGUUACAAUUUCUUAUAGUUUUAUUUUCUGUGUGAAGGUGGAAGCUGAUCCAAUGGCUUCCAAGCGCCUUUAUCAUUAAGGAACUCAUCAAUGGUGUAGUAACCUCGACUAAGUAAAUGUUUUACACAUUGCUUAAAGCUAUGCAUUGGCAGGUCCAUCAUCUAUCCUUGUGCCGAGUGAUAUGUGCUGCACUGCUAUCUUUUUAUCACACUGCACAUUGUGAAAUAAAUCAAAUUGGUCCUUCAACAAUAGGUAUACAUGCUCGUAAUAGAAGUUACUACUGUACUACUAAGUAACUCAAUAAACUACUAACUUAUUACCGAUCUAGUUGACUACAUAAAUUGCCAUUUUAUUGUGCUAAAUCUUGACCUCUUAUAAUAAAAGGACGCAUAAUCAUGUAGAUAAUUUGACUCAAAAACUGGCCAAUUAAGCUUUGACGGAUUGAUUUGAGGAAGAAUUAUCGGUAAAGAAAAUUAUACCUAAAAGCCUUUAAGUAUAGUCCAAUAUUCAAUAAGAACCCAAAUUAAGAGCAAAUUCAAUCAAUUAAGGAUUUAAGGUUGAAUUUGCAAAUGCGACUACUUGAAUUGAGUGCCAAGAAGUUGUGUUUGGCACUCAUUGAAUGGGGACGUUUUUUGGUCGCUGAUUGUGCAUCCACUUUUUAAUAGGAGAUCGAUGGCAAAAUCAUUAAAUGUUAUCGUUUUUGCAGUUUAUGUAAACGUAGAACGAAAUUCCAUAGGUAUUAUGGGCGGGUUAAUAAUAUUGAUUUAAAAAUCACUACAGAAAUAAUAAUACAAAUAUUAUAAGAAAGAAAAUGGUUGGCAUCGUAAAAACGAAUAAUUAAUGAUUGUAUAACGCGAAACCGCCGAUAAGUGAGCCAAUUAGCACAAACAAUAUAACGUAUGGUUUCACGUGACCACUUCGCACUCUUUCAAAACGGGACACACAUUUUACACUCGAUUGACUCGGGUGAUUCGAUUUUAAAUAAACAGUAAAGUCACUUAUCUGACCCGGUGGCCAAAACUGGAACUAACGCAAAGGGUAUAGGAAACCACAACACUACGAUGCGACUUCGCACUACACGAAUUCUACUUCUCUGACAUCGUAGAUUUUUACGAUGCGACGUCGCAUCGCAGUGUUGUGUUUUCGCCCUAAGAACUGACGUCGCGCCGGUCGCCAUUUUCAAAAAAAAUAUACAAAAAUUUCCACAACAGUGACACCUUUACAGGGCAAGAUAUAGUUUGGCACUAUAUCUGCCUAUCAAUUACGUAUCUCGCUGCCAGAUUCAAAACCUGACACUACAUCGUUUUUCUCCAUAGUUUCGUUUUUACGAUCAUCUACCAUGAUCAUUUUAACAACCCAGCUGGUCUUAUAUGUAAUUUUUCGUAUUUGCAUUUCUUUGUAUUUUAUUGAUUUGUGAAUUUCGAUACUGGUAAUUUGUCAAUAUUGAUAUAACUAUAACUACAACCACAACACAUUUUUUUAAGAACUGCAUAAUAUGUAUAACUUUUCAACUACAAGUUUGAUAAUGUGUUAAUUAUACUGGAAACCUAAUUUAUUUCACAACAUUAUUUUUUUUUUAUUUUAAUGAGUUUCAAAAUAUGAUUAUUUUCACUGUACCUUUUUAACAGAAAAACUCACACCAUCUUUUUUACCAUUUGGUAAGAUGAACCAAUCCUAAAAUAGUUAUUUUAAGCAGAAUUAAAAAAAAUCUGAAAGAUUACUUUUCAGAUUAGGAUGAAGCAUUCGUUAUUUUAUUUAAAGGCCGUUCGUAUAUCCUAGGAAAUAAAUCGUUUUUUUUUUCAAGAUCUAAUGGGACAGUCCUACAAAAAACAGUGCGACUGGUCAUACGACGUAUGGUUUAUAUUGCUAUUUUCGUUGAACGCACCGCGUGAUUCAUUUAAUUAUUGCGCUUUAUUUUAUCACAGGGUUCGUUCGAAUCGCAUUCGUAAGACUUGGGGGACUUUUGAGAGGUCAAGCGUGCAAUUUCACAUUGUGAAUUCGAUUCAUACGGUCACGCCUUUUUUAACAUUUUUGAAAAUCUUGUUUUUUUACUGUGUACGUAAUAUGAUCACAUCACACUUCACAAUAUCACACUGAUAUUGUAAAAGCGAAAGUUUUUUACGCUGCGGCUAUAGAAGCGAUUUGACUGAAAUUUGGAAUGGAAAUGGAUUUUACUCUGGAUUAACACAUUUUUUUUUACUUUUCAUCCCGGAAAAUUCCAUGGUUCCCGCGAGAUUCGUGAAAAACUGAAGUCCACGCGGACGAAGUCGCGUGCGUCCUCAAAAUAUAAUAACGGGGUAAUAUUAUUACAAAACUGGGUUCAUCAUUAUUAGCCUAGUUUGACGGCCCCCUAUAGGGCCUCCAUGGUUAUAGAACACUGCCACCAAUGAUUUUAAUACUAUUAGAUAUGUUACGUACCUACAAAAUCACCGCAAACAGUGAUCCGAACUGAGCGCCCACAUGCACAAUUUUGUGUUUACUUAUAUUAUUUAUUUAUUUGUAUAUAGUUUUUACACUUUCUGAACACACAACUCAACAUUUUACACAAUAUUUAGGUGUUAUAAGACCUCUGUCUUGUAAAGCGCACACCACUGCGCCACGGAGGCUGUCAAAAAGUUUAAAAUUCAAUUGCCUGAUCGUACUUAUUAUAGGAGCAUAGAUAGACCGACAGUUUUUAUAAAAUAAUGAGGGUAUGACCAUACACACUCUUAGACUACAGCAAUCAUUAAAAUUUUCAAUUUCAUUGACAAUUUUUGACUUGAACAUGAAAGUAAAACUUGAUAUAUUUUUCUAUUCUAAUAAGAAGCGACUUUUAAAUGAGUUUUUGGUAACGGAUUUUUAUUAUAAUUGUAAUUGAAAUAAUAGAAUAUGUAGAUCACACUACCUAAUAGUUUUUACUUAGAGUUUGAUAUUUGCAAAAUACCAGUUUAAUAAUUUAAGAAAUUCUUUAUAUAAAACCAUAAAAAAAAUACGUUUUAUAGUUGGAAAAUUGAAAGUGAGGAUACUUCGAACCUGCUAGUUCCCAAAUCUAGCUCAAAACUUCAUAUUUGCCUUUAGCACUAUUCUUUGGAAGGCGCAUGAGCAUAUUCAAAAAAUAAUUUUAAGUUGGAAUCUGGGAAAUUAAAAACAAGAGAAGAUUGGGUAAUAAAAAAUAUACACAUAUGUUUUUUUAUUACCCAAUGUAUGUAAAAUAUUCCUUACCUACAUGUAAAUUUUACAUGCAUAUAAAAAAUGAUGCCUACAUACAUACAUACAUUAAGUAAGAAAGAUUUUAUAUCUAGUUCUCUGUUUCUUGGACCAAAUCUUCUUAGUUUCUAUUUCUUAGUAUUCUUAGUUUCGAGUUCUUAGUUUUCCUGUGUCGGGGCAAUUCCAUAUAUAAUGUUUGGUAUUUUGCAAAUAUCAAGGGUCAAGGUGGAGAUUAUCGCAAUGUAUAUUUUGUAGCAGAGAACAAUACGUUUAGGUACAAAGUAAUUAAGUUUAUUUAUAUCUAUAGAAAUCAGAAGUGAUACAUGGAUAUUUGUAAAUUGACUAUCACAUUAUUGUAUAAGAUGUAAAAAGUAUGUUAUGUGAGUAACUUAUUGAAUCAAAAUAUAACAUUAUAAAAACCA